GUCGGCCGCCGCCGCCACCGCCCCCGACGGGAAAAAAGUUGUGAGGAUGCCCCCGCCUUAAGGCUCGCCCGGUUACCUGGGGAGCGCAGGCUGUUCUGUUAAAGGCGCUUUUCGUUACCUGCAUUCAUGGUCGCGUCCUGUCAGCACGGUGGUGUGGGAAUGAGCGCGGUUCUGUGGGAAUGUCGCCCCCCCCCCACUCCUCCGCCCCGGCGAUUUGGCGGCAAAACCCUGAGGUGACAGUUCGGUCAGAGGCGGGUCCCGCACUGCGGCGCCUCCGGUGAGGGAAACUCUGUGCGCUGACCGCGCUAAUGAGAGCGGUUUGCCGAGGGGAAGGCUGGAGGCCGGCUCGUACCCAAAUUCUGUGGAGUUUGCCCGGUGUUAAAAUUUCACAACUGCUCGCUGAAACUUCUUACACAGAAGAGGAAGCUAGGAAAUUAGGAGUGGUUGGCUGGGUUAAAAAUACCAGUCAAGGAACUGUAACGGGCCAAGUUCAGGGCCCAGAAGAUAAAGUAAAUGCGAUGAAAUCAUGGCUGAGUAAAGUUGGAAGCCCAAGUUCUCGCAUAGAUCGAACAAAUUUUUCCAAUGAAAAGGAGAUUUCCAAGCUUGACUUCUCAGGAUUUAGCACUAGAUACUAACAGAAGAAAACAUCACUAAGCACAAAACGUUUCUGCUGCAUGAAAUUUUCUGUGCCUCCUUACAGUGUCACAAGAGCAUUUGGAUGCUUUCUGUGCUAGAGAUAAUAUAAAUGGUCCCUGUUCACAUGAAGUAGGAAUUCUUAGUUGAUGUAAUUGAACGUUUAACACCAUGAAUGUCAAUAGCUAGUCUCUAAAAUGCCAACAUAUAAUUUAUUGCAUCUUGAAAGCUAGAUAAAUGGUUAAAAGUGUCAGUGAUUAUUUGUGCACAAUGAGACUUGUUAUAUAUAACCAUAUGGCAUCUAAUCUUUACACUGUGAUUCAUAAUUUUGAAUGAAAAUAAUGCAUUUCUGUUCUACUGUUUGUAAUCUCACCAAAAAUACUUAACUACAGAGCUGGACCACAGAUCUAUUGUGGCAGCUCUGUAUUAUAGAUCAUGUUGUUUGUGAUAAUUAAAAUAUAGUGGUAAUUUAAAUAUAUACUGCCUUAAACUAAGAUUAUCUAACCAGCUCUGGUUUAAAGUUCUCUAUAAUAACGCAGAUAAGUCUUCAAACAAGAUGAUGAAAUGUGUGAUCUCUCACCCCUUUUUCGUCUUCUACCUACAGCUUGCAUAUGUACUGACUAUAAAGGAUGUUUUGAUCAUUUUGCUCUUUUGAUGUUCUUACUAACAUUGAAGAUUUCAGUUAUUUUCCUUGUGGAUGCGUAUUUGCGCCCUAGUUAAGAAUGUGUGUUGGAACCUGACUCAAUGUGAUGCACCCACAUAUAUGAAUGAUAUCAAGUACAUGGAAGGUCCUGAGAAACUUGAGUUAUGUGCUUACAAUAAAUACUGGAUAAUUCUUUGUAGAAUUGGA
This is a messenger RNA of Falco peregrinus (peregrine falcon), 1483 nucleotides long. It is a transcript of the gene ACYP2, whose product is annotated as acylphosphatase 2. NCBI's taxonomy places the organism in Eukaryota, Metazoa, Chordata, Aves, Falconiformes, Falconidae. The coding region runs from base 309 to 635 and encodes 108 amino acids. The transcript is spliced from 3 exons. The record is from RefSeq and is a predicted model, not a curated record. Gene Ontology annotation, molecular function: acylphosphatase activity.